AUGUCGAGAUGCCUCGAAGGACUCUUCCUGAAAGCACAACUUCACUCCUCUUACAUCUUUGCCAUGAAUUAUAAACCCUUUGGAAGUGGUGCUUUCUACCAGCAGAAGAAGGACAUGCUGGAGAGUUUUGUUUCCUGCACAUCACCGAGGAGAAGCUCGUUGUGGGACGCUUUUCGAGAGAAGAUUGCCUAUGACUUAGGCAGGGAGCUGUCCGGUGACGAGCAUGAGAUUGAACAUAUGCUUGCAGAUGUCGGCUUGGUGAAGUCAUCCAGAUGGUUCAGCUGGAACCAGCUAUGUUGUGAGCAACUUCACCGCUCCGGCCUGUUGUCGCUUCCAAGCCCGCUCUUGCAGAAGAUUCUGUGCCUGCUGGCCAGGAGCAGGGCGAAGGUGAAGCAUUGCUCCCUGAGAAGAGUGUGUGGCAUCAGAUGGUUUUGGGGCGGACGAUGGCCACUCAGCGAGGAACGGAGACUUUGUUUACUGCGGCUACGAUUUGAAGCCCGCGCUGGCUCCGGCGCCCCGACUUGUUGGCCUCUGUUGCACCGUGCUCCAAUGAGAGGAGUGACACGGCAGUUUCCUCAUUGGUGCGUGCCAGUGGACCUGUGGUUCCGGCGGCCGGCUCGAUUUGCUUGGCAUGGCUUCAAAUUCCGCUACUCUGCUGUUUGCAGAGCUGGCCGCAAGCCGAGGCAGGAUCCCACUGUAGGCUGUGCAUCAAGUUUGACACCGAUAUAUGGAGAGUGUGCUGAUGCUGUAGCUCGGGCCCGUUUGGAUCCGCUUGGUUCCGUUUUUGGGCAUCCCGCGACGUUGCAUUCCAGGUACUGCGCUUUGGCAGACCCACUCAGGAAGUCCCGGAACGUGCUGCUCGAUGUCGAGGGGAUUGACCUGGAGCAGGGUGACCGCCCCUUCCGAGCCCAUAAGUCCCGCGCCGGGUUGGUACUGUGCAUUGUGAGCCUUGAGCUGUUGGGCAGUCAGAUUGUCGUUCUGUUUCCUAGGUCUUGGCAGUACGGCCUCAAGAUAAGGAGGUACGACCAUUACUGUAAGUGGGUAAAUAACGUAAUCGGGUGA
This is a messenger RNA of Symbiodinium sp. CCMP2592, 1062 nucleotides long. The record is from the annotation of a GenBank genome assembly. NCBI's taxonomy places the organism in Eukaryota, Dinophyceae, Suessiales, Symbiodiniaceae.